Messenger RNA from Pangasianodon hypophthalmus (striped catfish), 1728 nucleotides. RefSeq names its product flavin reductase (NADPH). The coding region runs from base 163 to 822 and encodes 219 amino acids. Lineage: Eukaryota; Metazoa; Chordata; Actinopteri; Siluriformes; Pangasiidae. The transcript is spliced from 6 exons. The record is from RefSeq and is a predicted model, not a curated record.
GCCUCCUAGUGAAUAAAUAUUAUACAAGCUGACAAGUUAUGCAAGUAGGCGGAAAUCAGUCGUCUCUGGACAAAACGUAUCGAAUUUGAAGGAGUGUGUAACCUAUACAGGUACAGGUACAGGUAUAGUGUACAGGAGUAAUUCAGUCCAGGUGAUCUGAAGAUGAAGAUUGCAGUGCUUGGAGCUACAGGACAGACCGGGCUGCAGCUGGUAAACCAGGCUCUCCAGCAGGGACACAUUAUCACAGCCAUAGUGAGGAAUCCUUCCAAACUGACCAUAAACCAUGAGAACCUUAAGGUGGUGGAGGGAAAUAUUUUCUCUGAAGACAGUCUGAAGCCGCACUUCACAGGACAGGAUGCUGUUAUGUCAUGUCUUGGGUUCCCAACAUCUUUUUUCUAUGGAGUCACAGGCUACACUGAGUCUAUGACGGCAACCCUCAACGCAAUGCGAGAAGUCAAAGUGAAUCGAAUCAUUACCAUGACAUCAUGGUACACCGAUCCUAAUUCAGGGACCAGAUCUCCAUUUUUUAUUCGCUUUAUGCUACUGCCAAUAAUUCGGAGUGUUCUAAGCAACAUGUAUGAGAUGGAGAAGCUUUUGGAGAAGACUGAGGACAUCAACUGGACUGUAGUCAGGCCACCAGGGCUGCAAAAUACUCCAGUUACAGACAAAGAAAUCCUGACCCAUGAAGGUUACUAUGUGCCUGAUAAGAAUGACUACCCUGCAGGCAACGCUGUAUCAAGAUCAGAUGUGGCUCGCUUCAUGCUGUCUCUGCUCAGCAACAACGCCUGGAUAAAGAAAGCAGUUGCUAUCAUCACCAAGUGAAUUAAAAUCAUGCUUCAUGCUGAUAAUGCAGGGGAAUUUAAACACUUUUAAACCACUAAGCGUAAUCUUAAAUGUUUUCAUACAUAUCAUAUUAGCAAGAUACUCUGUAUAUGCACAUGAAUUUCCUGAAUUAAGUUUCUGCUUGGGUUUUAAUUUAAAAAUCAAUGACAACAUCUCUUUAGGCCAGGUAGGAGAAUAGUAAGUUUGUAAUUUUGUACAUAAGAGCCAAUAUAGAGAUGAGUGUGGGUGCAUUAAAAAUGCAAAAGAAGCAAUAGUUUUUUCUUUUUAUUUCUGAAGCACUAGAAUGUCCUAUGCACUAGAAUGUCCUAUACAGCUAAACCAAAUACAAAAAACCUAGCUUGUACUUGGAUAUUAAAAAUUAUAUUUGGUGUCAUUGAAAGGGAAAUGAGAGAUUUCAGUUAAGAGUCUCUAAACUAUUUAGUCAAAUCCUCUUCCCACAUUAACUAUAUAUAUAAAAUUAUAACCAAUGUUGAAAAUGUGAAAGACCCCAAAUUUAAUCAGAAGUUGGACAAUAUUAUUUUUUUUACUUGUUGUGUCCUUAAAAUAUUAGUCUCCGCACUGCAAGAUUUACCCAGAAGAACACAAUACACUUAAAAAACUCAUGAAAUUUAUUGUGAACGAUCUUCACAUUACAUCAUAACAUUGGAAGAUGACAAACAGGAACAGUUAAUUUAUAAUGUUAUACUCUGUGUGUGCUUUUGUAAUGCUAUACUAUGUGUGUGCGUUUUGCAGCAAAAAUUGGAUCAUAUUUUUGGCUGUCUUGGACUUCUUCUAGUAUGGGCUACUUGUAAAUUAAAACUUUACAUGGAGUACUGUCCAUAUUCGAGACCUCUAUGUAUCAGCCACCAUGCUUGUGAAUUCUCCAAAUAAAUUUUGAUGACUUGC